GCUUAGGCCAUAAAUCUUUACUUCUGGGAACUGUGUCAGGAAUAGAGCUUUGAACUUUGUUAAACAUGCAGAUAUUAGCAGAAAUCUUUAGAAUGUCAGCAAAAGAUUACAUAGCAUAUGUAGAUAAUAGACCUAGAGAGGGAUUCUUGAUGUAUGUAUCUGGGAUCUUUAUGACCUGAGUCUAAAAGGCUAAAAGGGUGUCUGAUUUUCAUUUUUUUUCUUUUCAAAAAAUAAUAAUAGAUUAAUCUGUUUUUUGGGGUUUUUUUGAGCUUUGAUAGGUUUUCUUGAUUCCUAUAUUUGGUACUCUGAAACAAUUCAUGGCUGUGACAGCUAUGGUGUACUAUAUAUGCUUUUCUUGGACUUUGGGUAUUUUCUUAUGGUCCUUGGAAUUACUUCACCUUAAAGGGGUUGUUGUUAUUCAGUUCUUCCAGUGGCAUUUUCAUGGUGAUAAAGAUUCACUCACUUCUCUUUCUAUGCUUUUUCUGCAGCUUAGAGAUUCUUGAGAAGACAAAGAUUGGAGUGAUUGAAGUUGAGGUGUGAUUCUUGAAAAAUGUUAUAAGAAGUUGAAAAUGACAUCAUCUUCUGCUGAAAAUAGUCCAGUGCCACUCAGAGUAGCACCCCCAAAUUAUCAUCCAUAUCCAUCUCCCUUGGUUACAUAUGAGAAUGUUGUGGCCUCUCCUCAACUGUUCAUGGAUACUUUGCAGAAGCUCCAUGCUGCCAUGAGAACCAAGUUCAUGAUCCCUGUUAUAGGGGGUAAAGCGCUGGAUCUGCAUCGCCUCUUUGUUGAGGUAACUACUCGUGGUGGUAUCUCAAAGGUUCUAGGGGAGAAAAGAUGGAAGGAAGUAACAUUAGUUUUUAGCUUUCCUUCUUCAGCCACAAAUGCUUCAUUUAUUCUUCGGAAAUACUAUAUUUCAUUGCUCUUCCACUACGAAAGAGUCUACUAUUUCAAGGCAAAGUACUGGACUCCUUCUCCUGACGUGUUGCAGCAAGCCUCACGUACUGCAGCUCCACCUCAAGGUUUGGCCGGAUAUGUGCUUCCACCACCAGAAAUAGAAGCCGCCUUGCCCCAGCCACAGAGGAUUGAAACAACAUUUCCUGAAGAAACUACAGCACUAUCAACAGGUUCACCUGUGUCUGGUUACAUUGACGGGAAGUUUGAGAGUGGAUAUCUUAUUACAGUGAAGAUUGGAUCUGAGGAUUUUAAAGGUGUUCUAUAUCAGAUUCCAAUGAGCCAAAUGCGCCAAGAGUUGCAAAAUCAGAAUCUUCCUGUUUACAACACUGGGAAAGAAGCAUCACCAACUGGGGUAGUUCGAAGAAAGCGUAGGAAGAAAUAUGAAAUCAAAAAGCGCGACCCUGCCCAUCCCAAGCCUAACAGAAGUGGUUAUAACUUUUUCUUUGCAGAACAACAUGCCCGGCUGAAACCUCUUUAUCCUGGAAAGGAUAGGGAGAUUAGUAGGAUGAUAGGUGAAUUGUGGAACAAUCUAAACGUACCAGAGAAGAUGGUCUAUCAGGAGAAAGCAUUGCAAGACAAAGAACGAUACAGAUUGGAGAUGCAAGACUAUCGUGAGAGACUAACAACCGGGCAAAUUAUUAGUAGUCCACUGCCAAUACAAUCUCCUCUCGAACACAAUGCUGAUAUGAUUGAUCAGCAAAGUGAACUUCAAAGUGAAAAUGGAAACAUUUCUUGGAGUCCAGAGCACGGAGCAAGUUCUGAUAAAUGUGCACAGAGCAACUCGGAGAACAACAACAAAGGCACAGACCCUCCAGUAUUAGAAAUGAAGGCAAACAACGUGAUCUUGGAGGAAUUUGAGUUGCUUAAGAGAGUAGACAUGGUCGAAUGCGAGGAUAAAGAAAUGCAGGAAGAAGAAGAAGAAGAUGAUGAAGCUGAUAAACAAGAAGAAUUACAACAAAGCAAGGAAAAAGUUUUCUUCUUCUUAGAAGAAAAAACUUUAUUACCAACUGAGGAGAAAAUAUAAACAAUGGUAAAGCUUAAGUUAAUUAACUUCCUAGAUAUUACAACUUAUCUUAAUUAUGUAGUGUUUGUUUUACUUAGUGAUUAUUUUGUUGUUUAAAUCUUAACUUUCUAGCAUUAGUUUUGGACACAAUUUAAAAAGUACGAACCAUUUUGAUGUA
This is a messenger RNA of Solanum dulcamara, 2133 nucleotides long. RefSeq names its product high mobility group B protein 15-like. The transcript is spliced from 7 exons. Gene Ontology annotation, molecular function: DNA binding. NCBI's taxonomy places the organism in Eukaryota, Viridiplantae, Streptophyta, Magnoliopsida, Solanales, Solanaceae. Bases 570 to 1976 code for a protein of 468 amino acids. The record is from RefSeq and is a predicted model, not a curated record.